This is a messenger RNA of Sitodiplosis mosellana (orange wheat blossom midge), 1099 nucleotides long. It is a transcript of the gene Smn, whose product is annotated as survival motor neuron protein. NCBI's taxonomy places the organism in Eukaryota, Metazoa, Arthropoda, Insecta, Diptera, Cecidomyiidae. Bases 181 to 993 code for a protein of 270 amino acids. The transcript has 2 exons. The record is from RefSeq and is a predicted model, not a curated record.
GCUUUUGUUGACUGUCAAACUACGUUUAUGUGUGUCUCCAAGAAAUAAACAAAACGUUCUGCAUCAAACAAAGUGCGUACUGAACACACACUGUUUUUGUGUUGAUUUUGCGUUAAUUUUGAACCAAAUUUAUCGUAAGCAAUUUCCAUCAGCGUUAAACAUUGAACAAGUGUCAUCACGAUGAGCAAAAAGAAAUCCACGAAGUCGGCCAGCAAACCAGUUAUUAAAAAUGAAAGCAUUGAUGAGAUUUGGGACGAUCGUUUGUUGAUUAAAACAUACGAACUGGCAGUUAAAUUGCAAAAUUCCGAUGUGGCCAAAAGCAUUGCAAGCGAUACAAAUAAGAAAACAGCAUCGAGUGAACGUCAUCUUUUCGUAAGGGCUGACACAAGUUCCGAUGAUGAUUUGGUUCAAAGCAACACGUUGGCCGAAGGUGUUGCGAGUGGCACAAGUAAACGGUCGGUAUCAUUGCAGCAGUACAUGAGUACUGAUGAUGAGACCGAUCAAAAUGGUACGUAUAAAGUGGGUGAUUAUGUGCGAGCCACCUAUGAUGUGGACAAUAUCGAUUACGAGGCGCAAAUCAUUAGCAUCGAUGAAGAGAAUGACGAAUGCGUAGUAAAAUUCAUUGGCUAUGACAAUGAGCAAUCGGUUCGAUUGGUCGAUUUGGUAGAUUCGUGGGGCGAAGAAGAGCAACAGAAACAAGAAUUGGAAGCAGCUGCCGAUGUCGAAGAGUCAGUUGGUGACAGUGAAGAUUACAAUUAUCCCAAAGAAGUCUAUCGAAACGAUGAUUUGCAUAACAGUCCCUUGCCCAUGCCACCGAUCCCGCCGAUGCCACCCAUGUUGAAAGAAUCACUCGGCGACGAAUCGGAACACUUUUCGGCGAUGCUAAUGUCCUGGUACAUGAGUGGUUACUACACUGGCCUAUACCAAGGUCACAAACUUGCCAAACAACAACAACAACAACAACAAAGCAAAAAGUCAUUGAAACGAAAGUGAAACGAUUUUAUCUCCAUUUUAUCUAUAAUUUAAGACUUCUUGAUUUGUUACUGCAGGAGUAAGAAUUACAAUAAACUUUUCCGAAUCAUUCACAAAUGAAAAUUCA